Messenger RNA from Erinaceus europaeus (western European hedgehog), 4874 nucleotides. It is a transcript of the gene ABCC10, whose product is annotated as ATP binding cassette subfamily C member 10. Gene Ontology annotation, biological process: transmembrane transport. The coding region runs from base 66 to 4535 and encodes 1489 amino acids. Gene Ontology annotation, cellular component: membrane. The record is from RefSeq and is a predicted model, not a curated record. The transcript is spliced from 22 exons. Gene Ontology annotation, molecular function: ABC-type transporter activity; ATP binding; ATP hydrolysis activity. NCBI's taxonomy places the organism in Eukaryota, Metazoa, Chordata, Mammalia, Eulipotyphla, Erinaceidae.
AAGCCUUCUUGGAGCCCGGCAGUGUUCAAGAUCCGCGGAAAGCAGCUUCUUCAGGCGAGGCCUCCAUGGAGCGGCUUCUGGCCCAGCUGUGCGGCACCAGCGCGUGGCGGCCGCUCCCGGUGUGGGAGGGAGACACCGCCGGCCACUGCUUCACCCAGCUGGUGCUGAGCGCGCUGCCCCACGCGCUGCUCGCCGUGCUCAGCGCCUGCUACUGGGGCGCCCCCAGGAAUCCAGAUUACAACCUACCCUGCAGUCCUGGCUGGCGCUGCCGACUCGCAGCCUCCUCCCUGCUCUCCAUCGUUCCACUGUUAGACCUCCUGCCAGUUACUUUACCACCAGGAGCAGGCCCAGGGCCUGUAGGGCUGGAGGUGCUGGCAGGGGCCGUGGCAGCUGUGGCCUGGCUCAGCCAUAGCCUGGCCCUGUGGGUGUUGGCCCAUUCCCCUCAUGGCUGCUCCCGGGGACCCUUGGCCUUGGCUCUGACUGCCUGCCUUCCAGCCCCAGCCCUGGUGCUAACCCUCCUGUGGCACUGCCAGCGAGGUACCCUUCUGCCCCCACUUCUCCCAGGGCCCCUCGCCCGCCUGUGUCUUCUCAUCUUGCAGCUGGCAGCACUCCUAGCUUAUGGGCUGGGCUGGGCAGUCCCUGGGGGACCACGGGAACCCUGGGUCCAGGAGCUCCUGUCUGAGAGGCAGGAACCUGAGGUAGCUGAAGAUGGGGAGAGUUGGCUGUCACGCUUCUCCUAUGCCUGGCUGGCACCCUUGCUGGCCCGAGGGGCACAAGGAGAGCUCAGGCAGCCUCAGGACACUUGUCGCCUCCCCCAUAGACUACACCCGGCCUACCUGGCUCGCCUCUUCCAGACACACUGGCAGGAGGGCACACGGCUGUGGAGGGCUCUGUAUGGGGCCUUUGGGCGGCACUACCUGGCACUUGGAUUCCUGAAGCUAGUGGGGACCAUGUUGGGAUUCUCAGGACCGCUGCUAUUGUCCCUAUUAGUGGGCUUCCUAGAGGAAGGGCAGGAACCACUGAGCAACGGCCUGCUGUAUGCCCUGGGGCUGGCUGGUGGAGCUGUGCUGGGUGCUGUGCUGCAGAAUCAGUAUGGGUAUGAAGUCCGGAAGGUGACGCUGCAGGCACAAGGGGCCGUGAUGAACAUCCUGUACCGAAAGGCUUUGCAACUGGGACCCAGGCGCCCUCCAACUGGAGAGGCCUUGAACCUGCUAGGCACAGAUUCGGAGCGCCUCCUCAACUUUGCCGGGAGCUUCCACGAGGCCUGGGGCCUGCCCCUGCAGCUGGCCAUCACCCUUUACCUCUUACAUCGCCAGGUGGGCUUAGCCUUUGUGGGUGGCCUGAUCCUGGCGCUGCUGCUGGUACCUGUCAACAAGGUGAUUGCCACUCGCAUCAUGGUCAGCAACCAGGACAUGCUACAACAUAAGGAUGCCCGGGUGAAGCUCAUGACUGAGGUGCUGAGCGGCAUUCGGGUCAUCAAGUUCUUCGUGUGGGAGCAGGCGAUGGGAGCCCGAGUAGAGGCCUGCCGGGCUCGAGAGCUGGGGCGGCUGCGGGUCAUCAAAUACCUGGAUGCAGCCUGUGUGUACCUGUGGGCUGCCCUGCCUGUUGUCAUUUCUAUCACCAUCUUCAUCACCUAUGCCCUCAUGGGGCACCAGCUCACAGCCACCAAGGUGUUCACAGCACUGGCGCUGGUGCACAUGCUCAUCCUUCCUCUCAACAACUUCCCUUGGGUCAUCAAUGGCCUAUUGGAGGCCAAAGUGUCCCUGGACCGAAUUCAACGUUUCCUCGACCUUCCCAACCACAACCCCCAGACUUACUACAGCCCAGACCUCCCCACAGAGCCAUCUACAGCACUGGAGCUGCAUGAUGCCUUGUUCUCCUGGGACCCAGUUGGAACCAGCCAAGAGACCUUCAUUAGUCGCCUUGUAGUAAAGAAGGGAAUCCUGGUGGGCAUCGUGGGAAAGGUGGGCUGUGGGAAGAGCUCACUGCUGGCUGCCAUCUCUGGGGAGCUCCACAGGUUGCGUGGCCAGGUGGCAGUGUGGGGGCUCUCUGAAGGCUUUGGGCUGGCCACCCAGGAACCCUGGAUUCAGUUUGCCACCAUCCGAGACAACAUUCUCUUUGGGAAGACCUUUGAUGCCAGGCUGUAUAGUGAAGUGCUAGAGGCUUGUGCCCUCAACGACGACCUCAGCAUUCUGCCUGCUGGAGAUCAGACAGAAGUUGGAGAGAAGGGUGUGACACUCAGUGGGGGACAGCGGGCCCGGAUUGCUCUUGCUCGUGCUGUCUACCAGGAAAAAGAACUCUAUCUUCUUGAUGACCCUCUGGCUGCGGUGGAUGCAGACGUGGCCAAACAUCUGCUGCAGCGGUGCAUCCUGGGAGUGCUGAGCCACACCACUCGGCUGCUCUGCACCCACCGCACUGAGUACUUAGAGAGAGCGGAUGUGGUGCUGCUGAUGGAGGCCGGCCGCCUCAUACAGGCUGGGCCUCCAUCUGAGAUCCUGCCAUUAGUACAAGCUGUCCCCAAAGCCUCGGCUGAGAAUGGACAGGAGUCAGACUUAGACACAUCCCAGUCAAAACCAGGAACAGAGAAAACAAAGAAGGCGCUGGCUGUGCAAGAGAGCUCCUCAUGCCGCCUGCUGCAGGAAGAAAGCAAGAAGGAGGGUGCCUUGGCCUUCCACGUGUACCGCGCCCACUGGAGGGCCGUGGGCUGGGGCCUGGCCCUGGCUAUCCUUUUCUCUCUGCUGCUCAUGCAAGCCACGCGAAACGCUGCAGACUGGUGGCUCUCCUACUGGAUCUCCCAGCUGAAGACAGCCAAGAAUAGCUCCCAGGAGGCACCACCCCCCAGCAGCUCAGACUCAGAAGGGCUACUAUCCCCUCAGCUGCUCCUCUUCUCCCCAGGAAACCUCUACACCUCAGUGUUUGCACUGCCCAGAGCUGCCCCCAAUGGCUCCUCAGACUUGCGUUUCUACCUCACCGUCUAUGCCACCAUUGCUGGUGUCAACUCCCUCUGCACUCUCCUCCGGGCGGUGCUCUUCGCAGCAGGCAUGCUCCGGGCAACUGCCACCCUGCAUCACCGCCUGCUCUGCCGAGUCCUUAAGGCACCAGUGACCUUCUUCGACUCCACACCCGUGGGCCGGGUCCUCAACCGCUUCUCCUCGGAUGUGGCCUGUACUGACGAUAGCCUGCCCUUCCUCCUCAACAUCCUCUUGGCCAAUGCAGCAGGUCUUCUAGGCCUCCUGGCCGUGCUGGGCUCUGGCCUGCCCUGGCUGCUGCUGCUGUUACCACCCCUGAGUGUCAUCUACUACCGAGUACAGCGCCACUACAGGGCAUCCUCGCGGGAGCUGCGCCGCCUGGGCAGCCUCACUUUGUCACCACUCUAUACCCACCUGGCUGACACUUUGGCCGGCCUCCCUGUGCUCCGGGCUGCAGGGGCCACAGACAGGUUUGAGGAAGAGAACCAGAGGCUCCUGGAGCUCAACCAGAGGUGCCAGUUUGCUGCCAGCGCCACAAUGCAGUGGCUGGACAUUCGGCUACAGCUCAUGGGGGCCUCAGUGGUCAGUGCCAUCGCGGGCAUUGCCCUGGUGCAGCACCAAUGGGGCCUCGCUGACCCAGGACUGGUGGGCCUGUCGCUGUCUUAUGCCCUGUCCCUGACAGGCCUGCUCUCAGGCCUGGUGAGCAGCUUCACAAAGACGGAAACCAUGCUGGUAAGCGUGGAGCGGCUGGAAGAGUACUCCUGCGAACUACCCCAGGAGCCGCAAGGCCCACCGGCACGGCUGGGCUCUGGCUGGCUGACCCGAGGGAGUGUGGAGUUCCAAGACGUGGUGUUGGUGUACCGGCCUGGGCUGCCGAAUGCUCUGGACGGGGUGACCUUUCGAGUGCAGCCUGGAGAGAAGUUGGGCAUUGUGGGCCGCACAGGCUCCGGCAAGUCUUCCCUAUUGUUGGUGCUCUUCCGGUUGUUGGAGCCUAGCUCAGGGCAUGUGCUGCUGGAUGGAGUGGACACCAGUCAGCUGGAGCUGGCCGAGCUCAGGUCCCAGCUGGCGAUCAUACCCCAAGAGCCCUUUCUCUUCAGUGGGACUGUUCGGGAAAACUUGGACCCCCGGGGCCUACAUGAGGACAGGACCUUGUGGCAGGCCCUGGAGCAGUGCCACCUGGGUGAGGUGAUCAUGUCCAUGGGUGGUCUGGAUGGUGAGCUGGGUGAGGGAGGCCGGAGCUUAUCGCUGGGGCAGAGGCAGCUUCUAUGUCUGGCAAGAGCACUCCUCACAGAUGCCAAGAUCCUGUGUAUUGAUGAGGCCACAGCGAGCGUGGAUCAGAAGACAGACCAACUGCUCCAACAGACCAUCUGCAAACGCUUUGCCAAUAAGACAGUGCUAACCAUUGCCCACAGGCUCAACACGAUUCUUAACUCAGACCGGGUGCUGGUGCUCCAGGAAGGCAGGGUCAUGGAGCUGGACUCCCCUGCCGCCCUCCGCAGCCAGCCUCACUCACUGUUCCAGCAGCUGCUGCAGAGCAGCCAGCAGGUUGCCCCCUCUCCUCCAUGAAGACCCCAGCCCAGCGCCCCGCUCCCCAGGGUCUCCCCCAUCUGGCCCACUACUGGGCAGGUGCACAGGCACCAGCUGCUUUUUUUACAUUCUCCUCCUUGGUUCUACCUCUCCCUCACUUCCCCAGAGGGAAAAAGUGUACCCUGGGUCCUUCUUUGGAAACUACUCCUUGUUUGGGGGUUAAGGAAAUGGGCAGUGUCCUGGCAUUUCCCCAGAACCAGACCUUGGCUCAGACUCUUGCUUCUGGGACUCUGGGCAAGUUUUCCUGGCAAAGGAACCCAUUUGUACUGUCUUUGUUUAUUUUCAUAAAAUUCUCAUUUACAAUCUGUGUAUUAAAAA